CAAUCGUUGAGGUCACUGGUCAUUGGCACGUUAUGAAAGUGCUCACGGACCUCCCUCGGCAAUCCAACUCUCGAAGAUGUAGUCCAGCUUGCGGUGCGGCGAGUGAUCCUACACCGCAGCAGAUGCUGAGACACCUUAUCGCUAUCGAGGUCCCACCGCCGCAGAUCGGUCGCAGCUCAACGUUGGCAGCUCCCACCUCCCGGGGUUCUCCUGGGGGGAAGUGUAUGGCUGUACAUAUGUCUGUGCGGGGAUGAACUCGGUCGACGUCGUAGCACGACACUGAUCCCGUCGUGUGCGCAAGCAUGGUAUGCGCGAUCCUCGCUCGAGACUUUGGGGUUGGGAAAACUGGAGCUUCUAUGAGCGAGCACUGCAUACGUCUACAGCCUGCAAUGAUCACUCUUGCAUGUUCCACCUGCCAGUGCUCCAGAUGCGGUAUCUCCGAUAUCUGUGAGGUGAUGGCGCCAAUGGUCUGAGCAAAGAUCGUCUGGUAAACCUUCCCGGGAUUCGUGAUUGAGCAUCGCGGCGACAGCAGUAUCUAGGCCUUUUGC
Dichomitus squalens LYAD-421 SS1 is the source of this 548-nucleotide messenger RNA. RefSeq lists its product as uncharacterized. The transcript is spliced from 6 exons. NCBI's taxonomy places the organism in Eukaryota, Fungi, Basidiomycota, Agaricomycetes, Polyporales, Polyporaceae. The coding region runs from base 33 to 254 and encodes 73 amino acids. The record is from RefSeq and is a predicted model, not a curated record.